CGAUUUUUGUUCUUCUCUUUCCUAUCUAUCCGCAACUUUGUUUAUUCUAUUGGGCUCUCUCUAAGGAUCCCGUUCUGCGCAGGGGUCCCUAUUCCUCUCCCGAGCUUGCUUUGUUGGAUGGAUAAUAAACGAAAAAGGCAAUAAAGUGAGAAAACAAAGGCGAUAUUACAUCGAAUCAGAUUGCUCAUAUCUGAACGAUAUUGUGUCUCGAUGUCUUUCUACUGAGAACAAGGCAGAGACUUGCGAAGGAAAGAUUCUGUCACUUUCUUUGCUUAUCUACCUAUCUUACCUUUCCUCUCUCCCUUUUAGUUACAGUAGCUUGUUCAACUGCAACAACCUCAUCCUCAUACAUUGUCACUCAUCGUCUUCCUUUCCUCCCAUUGCACGAAACUCGCAUAACCAAACGAAACCCACUUUCGGCAGAUCAGCUUCUUCACUAUCGCUCUCACUCAAGCUGAAACGAUUCUCUCUUCAUACCUGAUCACCCGCCGCGUCGACGACUCUACCAUAAAAUCCCUAUUCUCAGUCAAGCUUUUGACAAAAUUCUACACCAUUUCUCAUCGAGUCUACCAAGGUAUCUUUUUUCCUUUUCUUUCACAAGCUUAGGUACCUUACUUUUGGUAGUAUCCAGAAGCCAAGCCAAGCCAACCAAACCAAAGCAGAGCAGACCGUCUGCAUGGUUCGGUUCUCGAUCUGGGGUUAAUAAUAGAUGCCACCCUCGUCUUUCUGACCCGCUUUCUUCCUUUCCCUUCCCUUCACUUUAACCAUUUGCAUCUACAACACAUUUCCGUAGGACAUCAAACCAGCCUCUGAUAUUUCACCAGUGUCAACCGCUGGCAAACCCUAAUAUCCCCUUCUCCUCACUUCACUUGGUUUCUCUUCUCGUCGCUUGUACAAAAUCCCAUCCUCUCUACCAUGAACACAAAAAAAGGCAACGGGAGGACUGUUGCUCUCUCCAAGCGAAAGGCUCAACCAAAUGCUCUCGAAAAGUUGGGUGAUAACCCAACAGAAGACGAGAUCAAAAUUGCAGAGGCCAACGUUGCACUCGCUGAACUUGAGGAGAGAGUUGCCGAUGUCAGAGAAUCGUGGGAGACAGACUCUCUGUUUGAAGAUGCUUUCGAUGAGUUGAACGCUGAUAAUACCGUGGCCGUUGAUGACCCCCAAAGUGUGCACACCUGAAGAAGCUAGCAGACUUCGUCGGGAGCUCCGAGAAUAUGGUCCAACAGUCUUUUGCCAACGCACUGUUGAUGCUGGUCACUAUACCGCCAGAAAGCUCCUCAGCGCCUUUGGCAUUCGUCCUCCUCCCUUCCUGGAGGGUCAGCCUGAUGAUGCGUAUUUCAGUUUACUGUCGCUCGCUAUUACGCGUGAACUGUCUAAACGCGCCAAGCUUCUGCGUCACAACACGGUUGACGAUGCUGUCGACCUGAUCACUAAGAGCAGCAACAUCAUUCUCAUCACUGGUGCUGGUAUCUCUACAUCCCUGGGCAUUCCUGACUUCCGUUCCAAGGGAACUGGUCUGUAUUCCAAGUUGGAGCACCUUGGUCUUAGUGAUCCUCAAGAGGUUUUCGACAUUAGUGUCUUCCGCCAGGAUCCCACCAUUUUCUACUCGGUGGCCAAAGACAUUCUGCCGAGCACGGACCGGUAUACACCCACUCACAAGUUCAUUGCCAUGCUCCACGAGAAGGGCAAGCUCUUGACCAACUACUCUCAGAACAUCGACAACCUCGAAGUCAAGGCCGGUGUUCCCAAGGACAAGCUCAUCCAAUGCCACGGCUCCUUCGGAACCGCCACUUGUGUUCAGUGCGGUUACAAAUGCCCAGGAGAGGCCAUCUUUCCCGAGAUCAAGGCUGACAAGAUCCCUCGAUGCCCACGCUGCGUUCAGACUCUGCGCACUACUGGCGGUGCGCCUAAGCGUAAGCGGUCUGCGGGCACAGAGAAGAAGCGAAGACGGUGGAGUGCCGAUAGUUCCGACGAGUCUGAGUAUGACAUCCCCAGUGCUGGUGUCAUGAAGCCAGAUAUUACCUUCUUUGGCGAGGCUCUCCCCGAUGAGUUCUCUCGACGACUAACCGAGCACGAUCGUGACAAGGUUGAUCUCGUCAUCGUUAUCGGCACUUCUCUCAAGGUUACGCCUGUAUCUGAGAUCGUUUCUUGGCUCCCUGCCAAUAUUCCUCAGAUCUACGUAUCUCGCCAGGCCGUCAAUCACAUCAAUUUUGACAUCGAUCUCCUAGGCGACUGCGAUGUUGUUGUCUCUGAACUAUGUCGCCGUCUGGGCUGGCCAAUGGUGCAUGAGAUGGUUCCUAAGGAUCAAAAGGUUGAAGUCCGUACUGAGCCUGGCUUUAAGAGUCGCCACGUUUUUGAGGAGCAGAAGGCCAAGAAGUGAGAGCAACUUAUUGAAUAAUUUUCUAAGGAGGCCUUGAAAGACACUGCAUUUGUGCGUUUUUAUAAGAUUUUACAUUCUGUGCUGCAAGCGGAUGGCAUGGCGUCUAGAGGAUCGGAUACGAUGCCAACAAAAAAUGGAUGAAUAUGGACGGAGUAAGGGUGUUUACAGAACUGACCGUCUGUUGUCUUUUCUUAUAUGUCAGAGUUUGACUGUUUUUUUUAUUGUUUUUUUUUUAACCAACUUUCCUCGACUUAGAUAUAUAUGCGUUUCUCAUCCCUGCACCUGUCUUUGAUCCCUUUUCUAGCGACAUUUAUGUAUAAAAGACAAACUCGUGGGCUUCAAUAUCUUGGACCGGGACUAAUUUACCGACAACUCAAAUGAGAUUUUGGGGUGAUGAAAAGAAUUUGGUGCAGAUGUUGAAUUGAGCUAGAGACAGGGUGUCAGGAUGUGUUAGAGCGCACGCAUAUACAUCGUAAUACAGACAUUGAAGAUUCACGAAUAAACUACCAAUUCAAUGGUCU
Molecule: messenger RNA, 2901 nt
Organism: Fusarium verticillioides 7600
Lineage: Eukaryota; Fungi; Ascomycota; Sordariomycetes; Hypocreales; Nectriaceae
Product: NAD-dependent histone deacetylase SIR2
Exons: 2
Coding region: 1154-2380 (408 amino acids)
Molecular function (GO): NAD+ binding
Source: RefSeq, a predicted model, not a curated record